Maudiozyma saulgeensis is the source of this 1350-nucleotide messenger RNA. The record is from the annotation of a GenBank genome assembly. Lineage: Eukaryota; Fungi; Ascomycota; Saccharomycetes; Saccharomycetales; Saccharomycetaceae.
AUGUCGACAGAUACCAUGUAUAUUAACAGUUCACGAAUGUUACCAACACGAAGUAAGAAUAAAACUUCGAAUGCGAUGUUUCCUCGUAGUAACAGUAGCACAAGUAUUAAGAACAACAACAACAACAACAAUAAUAAUAAACAAAAUGGUAAUAAUAAUUCAACUAAUCGUAAUAAGAAACAUUCUCAUAAAUCAAAUGCGAAUAAAAAUUUAGAUAAAUUGAAAGUACCGUUACCACAAACUUUACCAAAUGGUGAAAAGCCAAAUUUUGGUGGGGGUUCAAAUUCCACUACAAUUCCAAAUAAUUCAAAGCGUAAUGGUAAUCAUAGUAAUAAUAAAGAUAAAUCUACUAAAACCAUUACUAAAAACUUAAAGAACUUAUUACUGGAUAAUAAUAAUAACCAUAAUCAGAAAACCUCUACAAAAAGAAGAAGUAACAGCAAAUCUCCAAAAAUGCAAAACAAUGUAACCACUAAUAGUAUUCCUGUUAUGAAUACUAACCAUAGCCAUUCAAAUAGCAUCAACCCUCAAGAAUUUACAAAACAAAAUACUACUCCAAUCAUGACUUUUUUAACCUCUCCAAUAAAUGGACCAGGAUCAAUUCCAAAUAUGAAUUUAUCAGAUCAACAUCCUGCUUCAAAUCAACCAAGUACUAGUAGUAGUCGAGGCGAUACACCAACUCCUGGAAAUAUGCCACGUGUAGGGUCUCAAAUAUUAACAAGACCCGGCAUUUCAAUGGCAAUGCUAAAUAAUGAUCAAGGUAAUAAUAAACAACAAAAUAUUCUUCCACAAUCUCAACAACAACAACAACAACAGUAUCCACAAGGAUUUUUGCAACAACCUCAAUCUUUACAAUUUCAACCUCAAAUUCAAGCACAAUUUCCACAACAACCUCAAUAUGGGUUGCCUAUUGGGCCUGGUAUUCAACCAAAUCAAUCUAUGCCACUACCACCACCUAAUAUUCAAUCAUCCUUAUCUCAACAUUUUCAAGGUUUAGGCUAUCCAUUUGCAUUACAUAACAAUUACAGAUUGUCUUCAAGUGGUAGUCCAGUUCCUCAACAAAUUCAGUUGAUGGCACCAAUGUUUAACCAACAAAAUAUGCAUCCAAUGAAUAAUAAUGAUAAUGCAGUUCGUCAGGGACAAGCUACAAUUGGCAACACUAUAUCACCAAACGUUACACCUACAACGUUACGUUCCACUCAAAUUACUCCUAGGGUGAAGACUAGUAAGACACAACAAUCUUCUGCUAAAAGAAAUAAAGCUAGAACAUCUAGUCAUUCAUUUGCAGGGGCAUCGUUUGCUACUGAUGUUCCUCAGGAAUCAAAUUUACCAAAACCAAGUUUUUUAUAG